AACAGGAGCUGUCUCCUGCCAGCACCCUCCAGCAGGAGGCACCAACACUCACGUUUCCUGAUUACGCCCAGGAUCCUUCCCCUGAAGUAUGUGGAGCUACAAAUCUAUGACCGGACCCAGCGCAUCCUUCGGGUGAGGACAGUGACAGAAAAGAUUUACUACCUGAGGCUCCACGAGAAACAUCCACAGGCUGUGUUUCAGUUCUGGAUCCGCUUGGUGAAAAUUUUGCAGAAAGGUCUGUCUAUCACCACCAAAGACCCGAGGAUCCAGUUCACUCACUGCCUGGUGCCCAAGAUACCCAGCUCCUCCAUUGAAACAACACCUGAGUGCAGCCUGCCGUCAUCCUCCCAGGCCAGCGAGACCAUAAUGCUGCUGGCAGCUGAGCGGGCCAGCGGCAGUCUCUUAGGACUCUCAGAGAGAUACAAGCUCACAGGAGACAGGUGGGUCCUGUGUG
This is a messenger RNA of Peromyscus maniculatus bairdii (prairie deer mouse), 454 nucleotides long. NCBI's taxonomy places the organism in Eukaryota, Metazoa, Chordata, Mammalia, Rodentia, Cricetidae. The record is from RefSeq and is a predicted model, not a curated record.